AUGCCGGUGAUGAAGGGGUUGCUGGCCCCGCAGAACACGUUCCUGGACACCAUCGCCAGGCGCUUCGAUGGCAGCCACAGCAACUUCAUCCUGGCCAACGCUCAGGUUCACCGCGGCUUCCCUAUCGUCUACUGCUCUGACGGCUUCUGCGACCUCACCGGCUUUGCCCGCACCGAGGUCAUGCAGAAAAACUGCAACUGUUGCUUCCUGUACGGGCCCGAGACCAGCGAGUCCGUCCUGCAGUUCAUCGAGAAGGUGCUGGAUGGGAGGCAGGAGUACCAGACUGAGGUCUGCUUCUACAAGAAGGGCGGAGCCGCCUUCUGGUGCCUGCUGGACAUCGUGCCCAUCAAGAACGAGAAGGGGGAGGUGGUUCUCUUCCUCAUCUCCUUCAAGGACAUCACGGAGAGCCGGGGCAAGAGCCACCCGGGCGACAGGCGAGAUGAGAAGCACCGGAGCAAGAAGGCAGGGAGCUCCCACCUGCGGGUGGCACGCAGGCAGGGCCGGACGGUGCUGCACCAGCUCACCCGCCAGUUCACCGGCAAGGAGAGGGGCGAGAUGAAGAUCAACAGCAGCGUGUUUGGGAGCAAGCCGUCCCUUCCUGAGUACAAAGUGGCCUCAGUGCAGAAAUCCCGCUUCAUCUUGCUGCACUACAGCGUCUUCAAGGCCCUGUGGGACUGGCUCAUCCUGCUGGCCACCUUCUACGUGGCCGUCACCGUCCCCUACAACGUCUGCUUCACCGGCACCGAGGACAGUCUGACUGCUGCCCGCAGCACCAUCGUCAGCGACAUCGCCGUGGAGAUGCUCUUCAUCCUAGACAUCAUCCUGAACUUCCGCACCACCUACGUCAGCCAGUCGGGGCAGGUGGUGUACGACUCCCGCUCUAUCUGCAUCCACUACGUGGCCACCUGGUUCUUCGUGGACCUGAUCGCAGCCCUGCCCUUCGACCUCCUCUAUGCGUUCAAUGUGACCGUAACCUCGCUGGUGCACCUGCUGAAGACUGUGCGUCUCUUGAGGCUGUUGCGCCUGCUGCAGAAGUUGGAUCGCUACUCCCAGUACAGCGCAAUGGUGCUCACCCUGCUCAUGUCCAUGUUCGCCCUGCUCGCCCAUUGGCUGGCCUGCAUCUGGUAUGUGAUCGGCCAGAAGGAGAUGGAAAGUAACGACCCUCUAACCUGGGACAUCGGCUGGCUCCACGAGCUGGGCAAGAGGCUGGAGACGCCCUACAUCAACAGCUCCAUGGGGGGCCCGUCCAUCCGCAGCACCUACAUUGCUUCCCUGUACUUCACCCUCAGCAGCCUCACCAGCGUGGGCUUCGGCAACGUCUGCGCCAACACCGACGCGGAGAAGAUCUUCUCCAUCUGCACCAUGCUGAUCGGGGCCCUGAUGCACGCCGUGGUGUUCGGCAACGUCACAGCCAUCAUCCAGCGCAUGUACUCCCGCCGUUCCCUCUACCACACCCGCAUGAAGGACCUCAAGGACUUCAUCCGCGUGCACCGCCUCCCGCAGCAGCUCAAGCAGAGAAUGCUGGAGUACUUCCAGACCACCUGGUCGGUGAACAAUGGCAUCGAUGCCAAUGAGCUGCUGCGCGACUUCCCCGACGAGCUGCGGGCCGACAUCGCCAUGCACCUCAACAAAGACAUCCUACAGCUGCCGCUCUUCGAGACGGCCAGCCAGGGCUGCCUGCGUGCCCUCUCCCUGCACAUCAAGACCUCCUUCUGCGCACCCGGCGAGUACCUGCUGCGCCAGGGCGAUGCCCUGCACGCCCACUACUUUGUCUGCUCCGGCUCCCUCGAGGUCCUGAAGGACAACAUGGUGCUGGCCAUCCUGGGCAAAGGGGACCUGAUCGGGGCUGACCUGCCCAGCAAGGACCAGGUGAUCAAAACCAAUGCGGACGUUAAGGCGCUGACCUACUGCGACCUGCAGUACCUCACCCUGCGCGGCCUGGUGGAGGUGCUGGAGCUGUACCCCGAGUACUCCAGCAAGUUCAUGGGUGACAUCCACCAGGACCUCACCUUCAACCUGCGGGAAGGCAGUGAGAUCGAGGGGCUCCUGCGAUUUCCCAGAUCCCCUCGGUUAUCCCAGCCUCGCCACGACUGCGGCGCCAGCCCCGAGAAGCCCCUCCACUCCAUCCUGGAGGAUGAGGAGGAGCCCGACAACGUCUUCCACCCUUCGCCUGCCAGCCUGACCCACCACAAGCUGCUGCUGCCCACCCUGCACAGCCCAGUGCGACGAGGCUCCCUCAGCAGCCUGCUGGGCGACGAGCUGCGCCAGUUCUCAGCUCUGCGCCGCACCUGUCGCUCCCCUGCCCGGUGCAGCCAGGGCAGGAGCCCCUCUCCACGGUGUCUGAGAGACGGCGAGAGCAGCAACGGCCGCAAGCCAGCCAAGCUUCUGAUCCCCUCCCUGCAUACCUCCGGCCCCCCGGACCUGAGCCCCAGGGUCGUUGAUGGGAUCGAGGAUGAUGGCGGGACGUCGGAGAUGCAAACCUUCCAUUUCAACGUGGAGCCGCCUCGGCAGAGUUUGGUUGUAGACUCGCCGACGUCCGGGACGGAUAAGGCCAGCCCAGCCUUAGGCGCAGAAGCAGAGGAGAUGAAGCAGAACGUCAGCAGACUGAACCAAGAGAUCAAUAACCUCAACCAGGAAGUUUCCCACCUCAGCCGGGAGCUGCAGCGCAUGAUGCACCUGCUCCGGAGCCAGCUGCUGUGCACCCCAGCCUUGGCCUGCCCCUACGGCCUCCCUGUGCUCUCCUCCCCGCCCCCGAAACCCAGCAGCAGGAGCGAGCAGCCGCCCAGACUGUCCCCGGCAGCAGUGCCGCCUCUUACGCCUUUGGCUCACGCCUCCAUCUUGGUGCCGCCGUCACCACCGCCGGGGGAUGCGGGAGUCUCUCCCGGCACCACCUCUGCUGAGGUCCCUGGCUCCUGGAGCUCGCCCCCAGCCAGCUCCCAGGAGCUGGAGGAGCUCCACGCUCCCAGAGACUCACCCCAUUGCUGCCUGCCCCGGGCGGAUGUGCGUGGGGCCCACCUCCCACGGACACAAGCUGCCCCGCUCUGUGGUCAGACUCCUAGUCUUUCCUACUCGCUCGCAGGCUCCCCGGUCCUGUGCCCUCUGCCCGCGCCCCCUGCCGGCCCUGGCCCAGCCUUCCUCAACUGCGCCGCUCAGAGCCACCCCCCGCCACACUUCUGCUGCAGAUCAGACUCGGAAAGCUUCCAUUGACGCCCCCCUGCCUUCUGCCCAUAACCCCCUGCCAUGCCCCCGCCUCUCGUACCGCUCGCCUGGGUGCUGCAGCCAGCCGAGCAAAUGGAGCGCGCUGGGGUGGGGGCCUCACCAGCAGUUCCCGGUGGUGUCGCUGGGAUGAGGCCUCCCUUCUGCCAGCGUCAAUUUUCCUUCUCUCUGCAGGCGUAAUUGCAAGAGUUGGGGGCCGGGCAGGGGGGUGGACGAGAGCCCCCCCUGCGGCUCUUCCAGGGCACUUCCUGCUCCAACUGUGACCCCACCUGCUCACAGCGCAGUGGAACUGGCGCAUUUUCUACAAAAUGACAGUUUCUGUUUGUGAUGAGGAAUUUAUUCUGAGAGCCUUAGAACUUCUCGGAGGACUGAAAGCACAAGCCUGUCCUCUGACCCCCGGACCAGCCCCGUGGGCGCCCUGCAUGCCUGGAGCACCCCACCAAGCCAGAAAGUCUUGCCCGCUGUGUGUGUGAAGUGAAGGAAGUAGUUGGCAUUGGAGUUCACAGUUGAAUAGGUAUCAAGUUGAAGGUGACUUAACAUCUUUAGAGGAAAGAAGAGCUCAAAAUAAUUGAGAUGUGCUGCUUGUACUAGAUCAAACUGGCAGAAGAGACAAUGUAUCUGAACCU
Molecule: messenger RNA, 3842 nt
Organism: Chelonoidis abingdonii (Abingdon island giant tortoise)
Lineage: Eukaryota; Metazoa; Chordata; Testudines; Testudinidae
Source: RefSeq, a predicted model, not a curated record